Molecule: messenger RNA, 2260 nt
Organism: Silurus meridionalis
Lineage: Eukaryota; Metazoa; Chordata; Actinopteri; Siluriformes; Siluridae
Exons: 11
Coding region: 26-1726 (566 amino acids)
Biological process (GO): cell surface receptor signaling pathway
Molecular function (GO): transmembrane signaling receptor activity
Source: RefSeq, a predicted model, not a curated record
UGCCCUUCAUAAUGUGCGUGCUCAGAUGUGUGUCUGCAUGAAGUUAGUCAUUUAUGCAUAUGAUAUAACGACGUCUCUUACUCACUGGAUUGAUUCUGAGGAAAUAAACAUCUAUACAUCCUGCUGGAGAAUGACCAAAAGAGCUUUCAUUCUGCUGCUGAUUUUGGGCUUUUGUGCCAUGUGGCAGAGGGCAGAUGCUCAGAUCACUUUAGGAAAACCUAAACUCGAGGCUCCCUUCUUUGGAAUUGAGGAAGAAAUUGUGAAUGUUUCCUGCAAACUGGACGAGAUCCCAACAGACGAGAUUAUUCUGUACAAGCUGUUUAAGGAGGAUAAUUUAAAUAAGUUGUAUGGGGAAUACAGCGCUCACAGGAAAGAGAAAGGCCGUUUUCUUAUUUAUGUUCAACCUGCUCAUGAUGGAUGGUUUAUAUGCCAGGCCAGUGUGCAAAACAACUCUGAGAUCACUCCCACCUUCAGCGACAAGAAGAGAUUCCAUGUAUUGCUACCCAUAGCAGGUGUAGAAAUCAUAUCAAACCAGUCUUUGGAAGAUCUCUGGGAGGGAGAAAGUCUGACUCUGCAGUGUGAUAUAUCUAAAGGGACUUUUGUGUUUUAUACCUGGAUACGGGAUAAUUUGACGAUCCAGAAUGAAACCUCUGACAAACAACUACAUAUCCCGAUCCUUACCAAAGAAAACAGCGGGGAAUAUUUUUGUCUUGCUGAAAACAUCUUUAAUGACACAGUAUAUUUCUCUAACAUGAGUGCAGGAAGGAAUGUGCAUGUUAAAGAGAACCUGUCAAGUCCUGAAAUUUCAUUUAAUGUUCUCAAGGAUGCCAAAGGAAAUUUUAAUGCAAGAGUGAACUGCGAGGUGAAAAAAGGAUCCUUGCCCAUAAACUUCACCCUGUUCAGAAACAAUCAAAAUGUUGACGCAGUCAUCAGUCAACACCAAAAUGUCACAUUUGUAGUGCCCAUUGUACUGGACCAGGACAUGGGCACAGUGUAUUGCCAAGCAAGUAAUGGGGAACAACCAGUGCAAAGCAAGAAACUGAAUCUAACAGUGGAGUCAUUAGAGGGCACUGUAACAAUAAGACUGGAGAAAGUUGAGAGCCAGGACUUGUGUUGGGCCGUGCUUGGUGUAUACAUGUAUUGCGAAGUGAAAAAUGAAAGUUUUCUGCAAUUCCAGUGGUUCUUCAAUAACAAAAGGCUGGAGAAAUUUGGGACGUUUCACAGAAUAUAUUACGAAGACAACUCGGGUAUUUCUGUCAGAUUGAACCCGCAUGGUGCUAGUGAUGGGUUCUACCACUGCGAGGUCUUUACCCCAUUCAACAACACUAAAAAACUGAGGAGUUCUAAAGAGUUUCGGAUUAGUUAUGAAGCUUUCAACAAAAUACCAACUAAUGUGGCAGUCAUCGUUUUCACCCUUUUCUCACUGCUGAUUUGUGCUGUGUUCGCUUGUUGUAUUUAUGGAGUGGUGUUACGAAAAAUGAAGGCGAGAAAAUACAUCUUUAGAGUGAAAGACUUCCCAGACAUGCAUAGUGUCAUUGAUGAUGAUGAUGAUUAUAAUGAUGAUACUGAGGAAAUUGAGGAAGACAAAUUUGAAGAAGUAGAACAUGAAGAUCUGGAUACAGAGGCAUAUAUCGAAGAUAUAGAGGUUGUACAAGCUUCCAUGAUGGAGGACUUUGAGGAGAGUGAAGAGGAGAAAGAGACAGACGUAGAUAAUUACAAUUUCUGAAUAUUUGUAUGGUUACUAAAAAAUGUAGUAACUUCAUGUCUGAAUACAGUAGUGUUAAUGUUAAACCACAUUGAAAAUUUAUGAUUUUUGUUUGGAAAGGAAAUAUCCAUAAUACUGACUAUUCAUUAUACAAGAAGUUGUGGAAUUUCCAGGUCACUAUUUAGAUUAUAACAAUUUUGUAAGAUUGACCAUGUUAAUAUCUUAGUUUUUUGUCUUUGGUUUUGCAUGAGUUUUAUCCUGGCUGUUGAAGCGCAUGCUCAGAUGACACACUGAUGGAUUAGAUCUAAGAUGGCUCAACAGUUCUAAAUUAUGUUGUCUGUGUCAGGUCGAGUUAUUCGUAUGAAAAAGACCACAAUCUUGAUAUUAUUAUUAUUAUUAUUAUUAUUAUUAUUAUUAUUAUUUACAGUUACUUUCCUGUUAGUUUGCUCAACUUUUUUGUUAGUAAACUUUCAGUUACUAUGGGUUUAGUUUUGUUCAUGGGUUGAGUUAAUUGCAGUGACAUUUAAUAAAAUCUUUACGUUCUUUGUUUUUGGA